CAGCAGGCUGCAGAGAAGCUGCAGACGAUGUUGAGCAGGUUUGUGCACGCAGGUUCGUGACGACGCCGAAGACCGCCUCAACCAGGCCGCGCUUGGGGGGAGUCGAUGCUUCUCCAUUCCAACGCCUGCUUCUAACGCAAGCGCGGCCUCGGGCCAUCUUAAUAUCUCCUACAAAGUCUCUGCAUAGAGGACGGGCAAAUAUUUGUCUUAAUUCAAUUCCAAACGCCGGUCCUUCCCGCCAAAGCUUCCCUGCUCGUCCCUUCACACCCGGAUCCUUCCUCAGCGCGAUGGUGGGUUUCUCCCUGGCUGUCCACACCGUUGCACCAGUUUGCAGCAUCAAUCCCAUAGGCAGUAGCCUAUUGAAGCACCCAGUAUCAUCAGAUCAGCCCCAAAGGUCAUCUUUCCUAGGGAAGCCCUGCCUUGCUGCUUCGUGCUCCUUCUCAGGGAGUCCGCUGCUGCCGGUUCGCAAUGGAUCAGACUAUGCAACAAGAGAUGGGAGAAGCUUGGUCACGGCGGCAACGGGGCCCUCUGGAAAUACACCAACCCUCCACGUUGGACGCCUGUGGCUGAAGCAGGUUUCCAAGGCUGGCCAAGGCAAGCAAAACGCCAGUGGACCUAAGACCAAGGGCGACUGCCGCCGGCUGUGCCCUCCAACUGCCACUGUUUCGGUGGAGACUCGCCCUCUCCUGCAGAAACCGUUCACACUCCCGCACGCCAUGGAGAUGCAGGUCAAAGAUGAGAAAUCAUACACCGAGACGCAGAGCGACGCGGUGCCAGCGCAUGCGGCCUGGCUGACUUACCGUGCCGCCAUCAGCGAUGAUCACACCAGCAACGAAUACGCUGUGGGGGUCUCCAACCGCCUGGCCACUCUAGCGGAGUACAGGAUGAUGCGUGAGCAGUCCCUGCUGAGUCUGCAAGCAAUUCGGGCGGCCGCGUUUGAAGGGCAGACCGGAAACGACGAGAAUUAGAUUGUUGUUAUUGAUCAGGUUGGUAGAGCGAGAGUUAGUCUGACAUUUGCAGAGUUUGAUAGGCGCCAGUAACCAGAACACUAGAGAAAGUUAAGUCAACCUUGACGAGAUUUUUAGGAGUAGUCUAGCUCGAGUGUAAAUUGAGAUCAGCACGAGUUUUUAUCAGCACCAUCACAACUCAGAGAGUUGACCAAAUAUAGAUAUGUGCAAACGACUAGGUUGCUAGUAUGCGAAUCAGGCCAAUGCACUUCUUGGUGGGAUCAGACUUGGGGUCUGGUCGCAGCAUCAGUUGUUCAGGACCUGCUAGACCUCCGUCGACAUGUAGGUUUGCCCUAUUGGCAGUUAGGACUACUUUAGUGUUGUCGUUAAGCCGCACAAUCUAGAUCUGACAGGAGAAAAGAGGUCCAGUAGAGGUUUUCGUUAGGUAGUAUGUCAAAGUAGUAUGUUAAGAAUCGACCUGAACAAGAGUCAGCGAGCUAGCUAAUUCUACAAGAGAUAGAAGUACUUGAGCGGCUAUAGGGCAAGUUGAGCGCGAGCUUAUAAGAAAGGUACAGAACGUGAGCUCACAAUUGCCAAGCAAUAGGGACAGGCAGCCAUAAGCUAGAAAGCCGUUCUCGAUCAAAAGACUUUUGACAUUCGAUUACUACCGUACGACCAAGGUAUGAUUCCGAAUGCUCCAAAAAAGCAAUUAUUUUAGCGAAUGCGAGCCCA
This is a messenger RNA of Klebsormidium nitens, 1679 nucleotides long. NCBI's taxonomy places the organism in Eukaryota, Viridiplantae, Streptophyta, Klebsormidiophyceae, Klebsormidiales, Klebsormidiaceae. The record is from the annotation of a GenBank genome assembly.